UGCACGACUAGCCCCAGCUCUGCAAGUCUCCCCCUGCCCGUCUGACCGCCGGACCUUGCCCGCGGUGCAGGCUCAGCACUGACAUUCGUCUUUCCGCAGCACCCUUAUUACACGGACUAUUACAUUCCCUGUGACUCCAGAGGUUCAUGAAGGAUUCCAACCAUGGUUACCCUAAUGUAAAAUGGAAGACUGUUUUGAUUGCGACUGUGGUGAGCUUGAGCCACCCGAUCAUUAAAGGGAAGAACAGCGUAAUAUCAACAGCCACACUCUAAAUUAUUGAUCAAGCAUAUCCAACUGAAAACGUAUAUACAGCUCUACUUAGGAAAACAUUUUACAGUGAUAAUUUGGAUAGUGAAAUGGCACUUCUUUGGACCAGUCAUACACCGUGUGUGUCCAUAUUGCAACAAUGAUCUCGGAGGCUUUGACAUUUCUUUCCUGUUUCAAGCUAUUCAGGCAACCUCGACCAUCAAGUUACUCCAUUUUAGACUUUCAAGCUCAAGGGGAAAAUAUAAAUAAAAAUUAAAAGGAAACUGUCAACACAGUCAAACUCAACCUUUGGAUCUAGUGAACCAUGACAAAAUAGCCUGCCUAUAUAUCAGAGCGCUGUCCAAGUAUUCCACAGGAAAAAAGGCAGGGUCACUGCAGGCUUCAGUGACUGUUUAGCAUACGUACAUGCAUAUUUUUUAAAUAAAAAGUCAAUUUGUUAAGAAUCAAAAGAAAAAAAAAACGCUGUUCAUAUCUCCUCAACACAGACGUGAAACCACAAACAUAAAAACCACUCUGCUAGAGAAAAUGGCAGAGAAGUUUGAGAGUCUCAUGAAUAUCCAUGGCUUUGAUCUGGGCCCCCGUUACAUGGACCUGAACCCCCUGGGUUAUGGUGGCAAUGGUCUGGUCUUCUCUGCCGUGGACAUGGACUGUGACAAGAGGGUGGCAGUGAAGAAGAUCAUCCUCACUGACCCCCAGAGCGUGAAGCAUGCCCUGCGUGAGAUCAAGAUUAUACGACGCCUGGAUAAUGACAAUAUUGUCAAGGUGUUUGAGACCAUGGGCCCCAGUGGCAGGCAGCUGACCGAGGACGUGAGCUCGCUGACAGAGGUCAACUCCGUCUACAUCGUUCAAGAGUACAUGGAGACGGACCUGCGCAACGUGCUGGAGCGGGGGCCCCUCUCGGAGGGACACGCCCGCCUCUUCAUGUACCAACUGCUCCGUGGCCUCAAAUACAUCCAUUCAGCCAAUGUCCUGCACAGGGACCUCAAACCAGCCAACCUCUUCGUCAACACCGAGGACCUGGUGUUGAAGAUCGGAGACUUUGGCCUGGCUCGCAUCAUGGACCCACACUACUCCCACAAGGGACAUUUGUCUGAAGGACUGGUCACAAAGUGGUACAGGUCGCCUCGUCUUUUGCUGUCCCCCAAUAACUACACCAAAGCCAUCGACAUGUGGGCAGCUGGCUGCAUCUUUGCAGAAAUGCUGAGCGGGAAAACCCUCUUUGCAGGUGCCCAUGAGCUGGAGCAGAUGCAGCUCAUUCUUGAAUCCAUCCCCGUCAUUCACGAGGAGGACCGGCAGGAGCUGCACAGCGUCAUCCCCGUCUUCAUCAAGAGCGACAUGUCUGAGCCCCAGACCCCUCUCGCCAAGCUGCUGCUGGGGCUCAGCUCUGAAGCUCUGGAUUUUCUGGAAAAAAUCUUGACCUUCAGUCCAAUGGACCGCCUGACUGCAGAAGAGGCCUUAGCUCACCCCUACAUGAGUGACUACUCUUUCCCGUUGGAUGAACCCAUCUCCAGUCACCCCUUCCACAUAGAAGAUGAGGUGGAUGACAUCUUGCUGAUGGACCAGAGCCACAGCCACAUCUACAACUGGGACAGGUAUCACGACAGCCAGCUCUCAGAUCAAGACUGGCAUCUCCUCAGCACCCACGAGACAGACGAGGUCCAGCGUGAUCCCCGAGCGGUGCUGGAUGAGACCGACGAGGUGGUGGUUCAGGUGGACCCCCGUAAAUACCUGGACGGGGACCGAGAGAAAUUCCUAGAUGAUCUAGCCUUUGAUUCCCGCUUCUCAUCUGAGCUCUCUUGGCAGCAUGAAGACCACCAUGAGAACAAGUACUGUGACCUGGAAUGUGGACAUACCUGCAACUAUAAGGCCAUCUCCUCCUCAUACCUGGAUAACCUGCCCUGGCACGACAGCGUCAAUCACUACUAUGAGCCCAAGCUUAUCAUCGACCUGUCCAACUGGAAGGAGCAGACCAAAGAGAAAGCUGACAAGAAGGGCAAGUCCAAGUGCGAGAAGAACGGACUGGUCAAGGCCCAGAUUGCUCUGCAGGAGGCCACCGCCCAGGACACGGCUGAGAAGGCCAAGGCAACGGAGAAGAGCCGGAACUUUGAUUUUGACUCCUUCAUUGCCAGCACCAUCAAGCUCAGCCUGCAGCCGGAGCCCAGUAACGUGGGCCUCCUCAACGAGCUGAACACCUCCGUCUCUCAACCUGAACCCCGGUGCUCCCUGUCCAAGUCGGUCAGCCAGGAGAAGGAGGAGAAGUGCCUGGUGAACCUGGCCCAGCUAGAGGGCCGGGCACCCAACCCCUGGGAGAGCUUUGGCAGCACCAGUGUCUCCGGGGAGGAGCCCUGCCUGAUCGAUGAGGUGUGCUGGGAUGUGAGGAGGGAUGAGCAGCUGCAGAAGGAGACUGUCUACACUGGCUACCUGGACAGGCUUUUCAGCAGGAGGGAAGAGGUGCUGGAGCCUGAGUGCCGGGAAGCCAAGGAGAGGGAGGACGGCUUCCUGGCUAGAAAUGGAGAGAUCAUGUUCAGCAUGCAGUUUGAGACCCUAGCCCUCCCCAGAUUUGACAGCCCCACAGAUUCACCCCUCAAGUCCAUACAGGGCACAUUAUCACCCUCACCCUUAAAAUGUUCCCCUCAAGUUGCCCAUAAAACAUACAGCAGCAUUUUUAAACAUUUGAAUUAAAUUCCCACUGAAAGUUCUUUUUUUUUUCUCUUUUUUUUUUUUAAAAAGCAGCGGUUAUAUUUUACUUGAAUCAUUUCAUACUUUUAUGGUUACUUUUUUAAUGACCUUUUCUAUCUGUAACUCAAUAAGGAGUUAAUUUUCAAAAUACCAGAUUAUGGAAAACUAUUAUGACAACUGUAAAUGAAGUCCAUAGGAAUUAGCUAAUGUAUCAGUAAUUACAACCCCUGUCAUUUUACACAUUUUAGAAUGGUGUAAAAUUACAUGCAUGUAUAUUCUGAAAUUCAGCAUUGUAUUUUAUAAUAGAAGUAUGUAUAGACAAGCAAGUCUAUUUUGACAAACUGGAUAAUUCAACAUGUUAUUUUUGUAGUAAGGGAAUAGAUGUUUUAGUCAGUUAUACUGGAGGUCGUAUGCACACCCAGCUUGAAUUCAAAAUGGCAUGUUUUUUUUCUACAGUCUACUGUAGACUAAAAUAAUGGAAGAAGAGUAAUGGAUAGAAAGAUCAUGAACUGAAGGAAAGUGUAGGGGGAUAAGGCAAUGCAUGUUGUGAAGCGGUGAACACGCACUAAACAGAGGGACAACACGGUCACUGACAACUCUUAGCUGGUUUUUCCUUUUAGUAUAAUUUAUCCAUUAAAAAAAAAAAAAAUCCCAAAUGACCUCAUAGAAAGCUUUUUGUACUGCACCAUUUCUAUAACAACAUGAUGCCAAUAGCUACCAUUAAAUGUGGAACUUUGUAAAUGUGUACUCUACCUCAAGGUAAUAUUCAGCUGUAAGCCAGACCCUCUGAGCCACGCUACUGCUUUGCAGACAUGUUCACCUUGAAUCUGUUCAGUGCGCAGUGGCAAUUUACUUUCCUUUUAUUUUACAUUUGCAAUGGCAAAGUGUUACAAAUCAUCUAUUUAUUUUUUAGCUGACGUGAGGUAUUUAUUUUAGAAGUAAAUGUAAUAUCAGUAUGACACUUUGGAAACUUUGAGGCAUUCUCAUUGGCUUCAACUUGACGGUGUGUACGAUUACGUUCAGUGGUGGGAUGCUCAUUAUCCACUUUCCAAGUUGAAAAGCUUUCCAUUUGUUUCCUGAAGGAAAUUACACAUUCAAAUUUUUAAAAUUGUUUUUGGUGCCUUUUCUUUUGGAGAUUAUGGAGUUUAAAAUGCACCCAAGUCUUAAUAUUCGUUUAAAUGUACGAAAUGUACCACAGGACACAGAGGAGACAUGGAAGGUACAGUAGAGAAGAACAUAAUGAAGUAGCCUACAUUGUAAGUGAGUCAGUUUGUUUAAUUGCUUUUGUUACAAUUUUUUUCCAAACAAGCAUGAUUAAAUUGGGGUUGUAUGUGUAGUAUGUAGUUUAAACACUUAAGAAAAUUUGUUUUGCAUUUUAGGAUAAAUGCUGGAAGUUAAUUUUCUGUAUCAUUGGUUUCCCCCAGUUUAAAAAUAAAUAAAAUUGCCAGCAAAUAUG
Messenger RNA from Conger conger (European conger), 4402 nucleotides. Its product is annotated as mitogen-activated protein kinase 6-like. The record is from RefSeq and is a predicted model, not a curated record. Lineage: Eukaryota; Metazoa; Chordata; Actinopteri; Anguilliformes; Congridae. Gene Ontology annotation, cellular component: cytoplasm; nucleus. Gene Ontology annotation, molecular function: ATP binding; MAP kinase activity. Gene Ontology annotation, biological process: cell surface receptor signaling pathway; protein phosphorylation; intracellular signal transduction. The transcript is spliced from 6 exons. The coding region runs from base 793 to 2949 and encodes 718 amino acids.